Molecule: messenger RNA, 1117 nt
Organism: Ostreococcus lucimarinus CCE9901
Lineage: Eukaryota; Viridiplantae; Chlorophyta; Mamiellophyceae; Mamiellales; Bathycoccaceae
Exons: 1
Coding region: 150-1013 (287 amino acids)
Source: RefSeq, a predicted model, not a curated record
GUCAUAGCUUUGCUGGUAUGUUGUCCGUCGCGAACGGACACCCCCCGACAACAGACGACAGACGACAGACGACAGACGACUUGGGUGGGGCAGAACACGCGCGUCAACGCUACAUGACGGGCUAGGACCAGGACGGGCGCUACAACCCUAUGAACCGAUGUCGACGCGGCGACAUGUGUCUGCGGCAUCCGGCGCGCCUAUGCGCCGCCGUCGCCGUGGCAAUCUUCGAUUGGCGACUGGUUUUGGUGGAGUCGUAUCCGACCGAACUGCGCCUCGACGCGCGUUGCGAAGGUGGGAUGGCUCGCGUACACCCCACACGUCGUGCUGCUGGUCACGGAGCACCGAUAGAUGCCACAAACACGAGUGUGCUGCUGAGUUGGGCAAACCACACUGAUGUUGAGGAUGCGCAGUACGACGAAAAUGAACCCACGAGGCAGAUCCCCGCUGCGUGGACGUUCCCUCCCGGUAAACGAGAAUAUUGCGAUGGCUGCCGCUUGGGUCUCGCGGCAUCGCACGAAGACCCGAAUUCGAUGAUGCUGAUCACCGCUUCUGCGGGAUCCUUUCACGAUCAAGGCGUGCUUUUGAAUGGGAACGUGAACAGGCCGGCCACCGCCUGCUCUGGUCGACGCAUGUACACGACGCGCAAAGCCACCGUCCACAACUUAAUUUGGUGCGCACCUGAGAAAUCUGCUUCGAUUGAGACGGUGGAAUUUCAUAUCACAGCUUCAGGUGGCGCAUCAAUGCCCUUCAAGCGAUACGUAUUCGUUCUUCAACGUAACAUCACGCUCGAACCUGAUGAAGAUUUGCACGGCGCUCUAUGUUUCGCCUCAGAGCGUUCGCCUCAAAACAGUUACUUCAGUUGUUUGACACUUGUCUACGUAACGCUGGGCUUGUUGGCGACUACCAUGGUGUCAGUGUGGGCAGUUUCAACACGUGCACGACGCUCACGAUGUAGAUAUUCGGCGUUGGGCGCGGAAGCUUUGGACCGAGAGAUUGAAAUGCCCCAGACUUAAGUUCGACCGAUCUAUCGCGUGUGAUUAGACCUGCGUCGGCGUUCGAGACUGAACGAAGUGUUGAAUGAUCCCACGCCAGUUGCCUUUGCCCAGCUUCGUAAGUC